UCACUUCUCAGGAAAUAAAACUCAGUCAGUCGUCGUCGACAGCGAGUGUUGAAAUGGCGCAGAAAGGAGUUCAUCUGGACCGUGAGUCUUUCUCUUGUUCCAUCUGUUUGGAUCUUCUGAAGGAUCCGGUGACUGUUUCCUGUGGACACAGCUUCUGCAUGAGCUGUAUUCAAUCCUACUGGGAUACUGAGGAUGAGAGGAUGAUCUACAGCUGUCCUCAGUGUAGAGAGACCUUCAGACCGAGGCCUGUCCUGAAGAAAAACACCAUGUUAGCAGGUUUAGUGGAGGAAGUGAAGAAGAGCGGACUCCAAGCUGCUCCUGAUGGUUCCUCUGAGGCUGGACCUGAAGAUGUGGCCUGUGAUUUCUGCAGUGGGAGAAAACUGAAAGCUGUCAAGUCCUGUCUUCAAUGUCUGGUUUCUUACUGUCAGAUUCACCUCCAGCCUCAUUUUGAAUCUCCUCCAUUAAAGAAACACAAGCUGGUGGAGCCCUCCAAGAAGCUCCAGGAGAACAUCUGCUCUCGUCAUGAUGAGGUGAUGAAGAUCUUCUGUCGCACUGAUCAACAGUCUAUCUGUUAUCUCUGCUCUGUGGACCAACACAAAGGUCACGACACAGUCUCAGCUGCAGCAGAAAGGACUGAGAGGCAGAAAGAUCUGGAGGAGAGUCGAGGAAACAUCCAGCAGAGAAUCCAGGACAGAGAAGAAGAUGUGAAGCUGCUCCAACAGGAGGUGGAGGCUAUCAACGGCUCUGCUGAUAAAGCUGUGGACCACAGCCAGGAGAUCUUCAGCCAGCUGAUCCGUCUGAUGGAGAAACGCCGCUCUGAGGUGGAGCAGCAGGUCAGAUCCCAGCAGGAACGUGAAGUGAGUCGAGUCAAAGAGCUUCAGGAGAAACUGGAGCAGGAGAUCACUGAGCUGAAGAGGAAAGACGCUGAUCUGCAGAAGCUCUCACUCACAGAGGACCACAACCAGUUUCUGCACAGCUACCCCUCACUGUCAGAACCGGGUCAACCUGCUGACUCAUCCAGAAUCAACAUCCGUCCUCUGAGAUACUUUGAGGAGGUGACAGCAGCUGUGUCAGAGCUCAGAGAGAAACUCCAGGAUCUUCUGAGAGAGACGUGGACAAACGUCUCACAGGCCGUGACUGAUGUGGAUGUUUUACUGUCAGAACCACCAGAACCAGGACCAGCAGAACCCAAGACCAGAGCUGGUUUCUUAAGAUAUUCACAAAGAAUCACACUGGAUCCAAACACAGCAAACUGUUAUCUGUUAUUAUCUGAUGGAAACAGAAGAGCAACAUUUACAAAACAACAACAGUCUUAUCCUGAUCAUCCAGACAGAUUCACUGAUUAUAAUUUUCAGGUCCUGAGUAGAGAGAGUCUGACUGGACGUUGUUACUGGGAGGUGGAGCGGAGAGGGGGCGGGGUUGAUGUAGCAGUCGCAUACAAGACUAUCAGGAGAGACGGGAGAUCAGAUGAUUGUAAAUUUGGAUUCAAUGACAAAUCUUGGAGUUUAGUCUGUUAUAAAGACAGGUAUAAAUUUGAUCACAACAAAGUCAAAACUCGUGUCUCAGGUCCUCCGUCCUCCAGAGUAGGAGUGUACCUGGAUCACAGAGCAGGUAUUCUGUCCUUCUACAGCGUCUCUGAAACCAUGACUCUCCUCCACAGAGUCCAGACCACAUUCACUGAACCUCUACAUGCUGGACUCUAUAUUUUAGACUCUGCUGAGUUUAUAGAAGUGAACUAAAGAGAAUUUUGAGUCCAUCAGACCAAAAUCAUGGACUGAGAUCCUUGAACUCUUGAAAUGUUCUGGUUUGUAAAUGUUUGUGGAUCAGUCUCACCAAAAACUCUGGGUUUAGUUCUUCAUUUCAGCUUUUUGAUUCUUUUCUAAAGAUGCUGAUUUGGUCGCAGCUUUAAGGACAGUGAUUGUGGAGAACUUUGAUUGUUUGUAUUUCUCAUGUUGAAAAAUCUUCAUACAGUUUGAUAUCAACAACAUCAAGAUGAUGGUUUGUUCAAAUCACCUUCAGUUGGUGCAGAUGUUGAAGGUCUGAGACUUUAGAAAAAAGUGAGGUCAAAAUCACAGAAAAAGGACGACCUUAUUUCCUGUCCCAAAUCCAAGCGUCUAAAGUCUUUCCAGUCGUCCCCAAAAAUUCUUCAGAUGAUCUGUUUCUUUCUCUGUUUGCUGAAUAUUUGUGUUCAUGUGAUCGAUGGAUAUUUCUGUCUGCUUCUGUUGGAUCAGUGUGUUUGUAAAGACAUCUAGAAUCAGACUUUGGACAGAUCUACAUGUUGUUAUGAGCUUUUCAAUCACUCUAAUAAUAAUAAUCACAUUUAUUAGUCCGACUGUUUGGAUGUUUCUGACUCAGCUCAGAUUGUGGUCAAGUCUCUGAUUGUGGGUAAAAAAAUCAUAAAAAUCCUCAAACUGAGUCACUGAAA
Messenger RNA from Xyrichtys novacula (pearly razorfish), 2425 nucleotides. The record is from the annotation of a GenBank genome assembly. NCBI's taxonomy places the organism in Eukaryota, Metazoa, Chordata, Actinopteri, Labriformes, Labridae.